This is a messenger RNA of Puntigrus tetrazona (Sumatra barb), 1971 nucleotides long. It is a transcript of the gene cyb561, whose product is annotated as transmembrane ascorbate-dependent reductase CYB561. The record is from RefSeq and is a predicted model, not a curated record. Bases 256 to 1017 code for a protein of 253 amino acids. Lineage: Eukaryota; Metazoa; Chordata; Actinopteri; Cypriniformes; Cyprinidae. Gene Ontology annotation, cellular component: lysosomal membrane. Gene Ontology annotation, molecular function: oxidoreductase activity. The transcript is spliced from 6 exons.
GCCAGUCAACUUCCAAGUGCGUCAAGUCGUGCGCUACAAUACAAGUAAUAUAUGAAAUAGCAGGCAGCCGCGUAAAGUCGUGCGUAUCCCACCAGAAGAGGCUUCGAGUAAACUGUACAGACAGAACAUCAGAUGCAGUUGUGAAAGUAGGUUACAAAACCCCUCAAGCCAUAAGGAUCUUGUGAUUCUUGCCCAAAUUACACAAUCAUAAAAACACGCCCUUUCCUUUGGCUGUCUGGAGACGUGGCGCAGGUGAUGGAGGGUAUCCCGGUGAGCAUGGGCGGCUUGCAGACGCUGCCGUGGUACGUGGCAGGCUCUCAGGUGCUGGGGGUGGCUUGUGUGGUGAUCACAGGCGUGUGGAUGGGACAUUACCGCGGAGGCUACGCCUGGGACGGCUCGGUUCAAGAGUUUAACGUCCACCCUCUCUGUAUGAUCCUCGGCCUGGUCUUCCUCUACGGAGAUGCUGUUCUGGUUUAUCGUGUCUUUAGAAACGAGACUAAACGAUCAGUGAAGAUUCUCCACACUCUGCUUCAUACGAUGGCUCUUAUCAUCAGUAUUGUGGGUCUGGUGGCUGUAUUUGACUCCCAUUCUGCAGCUAAGAUCACUCAUAUGUAUUCUCUGCACAGCUGGUUAGGCAUGCUCACUUUUGUGCUGUUUUUCAUCCAGUGGUUACUGGGACUGGGAUUUUUCCUUUUCCCAUGGGCCUCUGCUCACUUGAAAAGCUGGUAUCUCCCGCUACACGUCUUCUUUGGCCUGUUGCUGCUGGCCAUGUCUGUGGGAUCCUGUCUGCUGGGAAUCACAGAGAAACUGCUCUUCAAUAUCAUGGAAGCUUACUCCUUGUUUACUGCUGAGGGGGUUCUGGCAAACAUUUUAGGCUUGUUGCUGGUGUGCUUUGGGGUCGUGGUGGGUUACGUGGUGACGAGAGAAGAUUUUAGGCGACCACCAAAUCCUGAGGAGGAGGCUCUAUCCGUGCACUUCAAGACCCUGUCUGAAGGAGAAAUUCCCAGUUCUCCUUAACACACUCCAAGUAUGGCCUUUCUGAACUUCCUGCCUUUCUGCCUUCCUAUUUGUGUCCUAGCCAACCUGUCAGCCACUAACAAAGGUACUCAGCAACAGACAUCAAAAAGUUAUGACAGGAUUAAAAAGUAUGCUUGUAUGAUACAGAAAAAUAUGUUACUGUUGUUACUGGAGUAAUUAAAUGUUCUAUUUUGAGGUCUAGGAGUUGUACACAUAGUGUCUUUAAAUGUGUUAGAUUCAGGAUGUAUUUUCUUGUGCCUUAACAUUUAUUUGUACCAGACUGCACUGAAAAACUGAAAUACUCUAUAAUGAUAAUUAUUAUUACUGUUGUCUAGAAUCAGAGGGCACAGCACUAAAUACCCAAUUGCAAGUAGCUUUGGAUAAAAGUGUCUGCAAAAUGACAAUAUUUAUUCCAAGCAGGAUUUUCAACAUUAGUUUUAUAUUACAGACUAAACUUACCAUGAUAUGCAGCUUUAUGUCAUAUUUGUAUGAAAAUAUGUCACAGUUCUGACUGCAUAAAUAACUGAAAAAUACUUGAAAAAUAAGUUGUAUUGUUAAGAGCGAAAUCUGUAAUAUUCAAAAAAAAGAAAAAAAAACCCAACAACCCCAAUUUAUAUUAUUUAAAUUUAAGAAAAAUCGCAUUUGUUACCCAAAGACACCGGUUUAAUAAUGAAAAUAUUUAUGAUAAUAAUGAUGACAAAAGUUUGUCUUACUGUUUUCCAUGUGCUGGUUUCUAAAAUCAGCUUGUAGUAGAGUGAUAGUGACUGUUUAAAACUAUACAUACACACAUUCUGCCUUUCCAUCUGAAAGAGUAUGUAUAAAUGAUCUGUAGCUGCCCUUGUACUGUCAUUGUGUGUUGGUGUUGUAUAGUGUCUAUUUUUUGUUCAUACUGCUUGCUUUAUAUGUUCAGUGUGAUUAUAAGCUAAAUAAAUUCAUGAGAAAUAUUUGACUCAA